AUGGCAGCGCUGCGUCGCGAUGACAACCGCGUCAUUAUUCAUUUUGACUAUGACUGUUUCUACGCCAGUGUCCUCGAAGCAGAGAAUCCAACCCUGAAGACUCUGCCCUUAGCUGUACAGCAGAAACAGAUUGUAGUAACUUGUAACUAUGAGGCUCGUCGACGGGGUCUGCGGAAGCUUCAGCUCAUCAAAGAGGCGAAGCAAAUAUGUCCCGAAGUCGUCAUUAUUCUUGGGGAAGAUCUGACCAAGUUCCGAAAUGUUUCUAAGAGUCUUUAUGGAUUCUUAAAGGGUUUUACUUGGACUCAGAAGGCGGAGAGGCUGGGAUUCGAUGAGGUCUUUCUGGAUGUUACGGAUAUGGUCGACUAUAACCUAUCGCUAUUGAACCAUCAUGAUUUGGCAAAUUCAUUCUUUUGCUUGGAUAAGCAAGACCCGACAGUUGGGUUUCAAUUUGAUGCCGCAAGUUAUUGCGGUCCAACUUAUCCCGAGUUCACGGAAAAUUCCCUGUCUGGGAGUACAGCCGCCGGAGAUGACAAUUUGGCGCAACGACUCAUACUAGGCAGUCAUUUGGCAGCUUAUGUGAGAUCUCGCCUCGACAAUGAACGUGGGUACACAGCGACCGUCGGAAUUUCCACGUCGAAGCUAUUAUCAAAGCUGGUCGGCAACGUGCACAAACCCAACAGUCAGACAACACUCAUCCCACCAUAUUCGUCAACCGAUGAGAUCAGUAAUGUCAAUCGAUUUAUUGACGGCCACGAAAUUGGUAAAAUACCAGGGAUAGGAUUCAAGUCUGCACAGAAAAUCAGGUCCUACAUACUACACCGCGAGGCUACAUUUGAGCCGUAUACCGAACGGAAGGAAGAAAAUCAAGUCAAAGUGCGAGACGUUCGUCUCUCUCCAACAAUGGGCCCACCAAAAUUACUAGACUUAUUAGGUGGUUCUGGUGCUCCUAGGGAUGUUGGUGCUCGAACAUGGGGGUUGUUGAAUGGUGUGGACAACAGUGAAGUCAUGGAAGCGCGAUCCGUUCCUACCCAGAUUAGCAUUGAGGACUCGUAUAUGGGACUUCAGCAUUUUGAGGAUGUCAAGAAGCAGCUCCAGCUCCUUGCCACGAGUUUGAUAAAACGGAUGAGAAUUGACCUCGUAGAUGAUGAAGAUCGCGACGAUACGAAAGAGAAUGAUGGUCCACGUUGGAUAGCGCACCCUCGUACUCUGCGACUAUCAACUCGACGCAGGUCACCCAAGAACGCAGAUGGUUCACGGGACCAUAGCUACGCCAACGGGCGGAUAUCACGUUCGGGACCUGUACCAAACUACAUGUUUACCCUUGCAGAAAGUGCCGAGGCAGUGGCGGAAAAAUUAGUGGAUGACUGCCUUGUAUCCAUGUUUCGAAAGUUGCAUCCGGAUAAAGCUUUUGGAGAGCUUAGCUUGAUCAACGUCGCGGUUACUAAUAUGGUGGAGAGUGCGGGAGACGAUAAACAGAGUAACGGGAGAGAUAUUGAGAAGAUGUUCAAACGACAGGGUUCUCUUGCAAGUGCGGCUGUUGAAACAGUUCACCGGAAUGAUCAGUUGUACCAGGGUUCUGCUUCUGGAAACUUACCGGAUGCGACUACUGGCACUCAGGUUGAUGAAACGGCCUGGGAAGAGAGCGAUGAAGAAGAUGUACCAUCUACUCAGCUAUGCGAUAUAUGCGGCAGUCAUAUUCCACUGUUCGCUUUUCGUGCGCAUGCUCUGUAUCACGCUGCUCCGGACUGA
Molecule: messenger RNA, 1749 nt
Organism: Talaromyces amestolkiae
Lineage: Eukaryota; Fungi; Ascomycota; Eurotiomycetes; Eurotiales; Trichocomaceae
Exons: 3
Coding region: 1-1749 (582 amino acids)
Biological process (GO): translesion synthesis
Molecular function (GO): DNA-directed DNA polymerase activity; damaged DNA binding
Source: RefSeq, a predicted model, not a curated record